AUGGCUUCGCGACCUACCGUCUCCAUCAUCGGCAAAGAUGGCGCUCCCUCCGGGGCUACCCAUCCCAUUCCCGCCGUCUUCACGAGCCCGAUCCGACCGGAUAUCGUCCAGCACGUGCACACCGGCAUGGCCAAGAACAAGCGCCAGCCGUACGCCGUGAGUGAGAAGGCCGGCCACCAGACCUCUGCCGAGUCUUGGGGAACUGGUCGUGCCGUUGCCCGUAUCCCUCGUGUCUCCGGUGGCGGUACCCACCGUGCCGGUCAGGCCGCCUUCGGUAACAUGUGCCGCUCCGGCCGCAUGUUCGCGCCCACCAAGAUCUGGCGCAAGUGGCACGUCAAGAUCAACCAGGGCCAGAAGCGAUACGCCACCUGCUCCGCCCUGGCUGCGUCGGCCGCCACCCCUCUCCUGCUGGCUCGCGGCCACCAGGUGAUGACGAUUCCCGAGGUUCCCCUCGUCGUCGACUCGGCCCUGUUCGAGGCCGGCGCCAUGGCCCGCACCUCGGCCUCGAUCGGCCUGCUCAAGGCCGUCGGCGCUGGUGCCGAGCUCGAGAAGGUCAAGGGCUCCAAGAAGCUCCGCGCCGGCAAGGGCAAGCUCCGCGGUCGCCGCCACCGCCAGCGCCGCGGUCCUCUCGUCGUCUACUCCCCCGACGUCGACGGCAAGGAGCUCGUCAAGGGUUUCCGCAACAUCCCCGGCGUCGAGACGUGCCCCGUGACGGCGCUCAACCUGCUCCAGCUCGCCCCCGGCGGCCACCUCGGUCGCUUCAUCGUCUGGACCUCGGCCGCCUUCAAGGCUCUCGACGAGAUCUACGGCUCGACGACGGUGCCCUCGGCUCACAAGCGCGACUUCCUCCUGCCUUCCAACGUGGUCUCCCAGGCGGACCUGACGCGUCUCAUCAACAGCUCCGAAAUCCAGAGCUCGCUGAACGCGCCCAAGGGCGAGGCGACGACGCGCCGGUCGGCGGUGCAGAAGAAGAACCCCCUGCGCAACAAGCAGGUGAUGCUGCGCCUGAACCCCUACGCGACCGUGUUCGCCAAGGAGUCCCAGAAGAAGCAGCUGAAGAAGUAA
Molecule: messenger RNA, 1065 nt
Organism: Drechmeria coniospora
Lineage: Eukaryota; Fungi; Ascomycota; Sordariomycetes; Hypocreales; Ophiocordycipitaceae
Product: 60S ribosomal protein L4
Exons: 3
Coding region: 1-1065 (354 amino acids)
Biological process (GO): translation
Cellular component (GO): cytosolic large ribosomal subunit; ribosome
Molecular function (GO): RNA binding; structural constituent of ribosome
Source: RefSeq, a predicted model, not a curated record